AUGGCUGGAAGGAAUGAUGUUGCGAUUGCUAUUGCCUUUGAAGCGAUGGCUAAGGCUAUGCUGAAUCAGCCUAACGCUAGUGCGAAUGAUGAAUCAUGCAGCUUGGCAACCUUCCAGAGGGAGAAUCCUUCUACCUUCAAGGGUAAUUAUGAUUACGAUGGGGAACUAGCAUGGUUCAAGGAGAUGAGAAAGGAUUUUCUGAGUGGUGGACUGCUCUAUAGAUGCAGAAUUUAUGAGGAGGACAGAUAUGCUCACUAUAAGAUCAUAAAUGAGAAUAGAGGUAAACACCAACAUAACCGUGGGAAGCCUUAUGAUACUCCAGCUGGUAAGGGCAAGCAAAAAGUUGCUGAGGGUAAGAGGACUAGUGGGGGAGAUACCCCUGCUGGUAUUGUAUGUUUCAAAUGUGGGAAGCCAGGUCAUAAAAGUAAUGCAUGUACAGGAGAUGUAAAGAGGUGUUUGCGUUGUGGUAAAACCGGGCAUGAAAUAGCUGAUUGUAAGCACAAAGAGCCUAAGAAAGCACAAUCUGGUGGGAAGGUGUUUGCGUUAGCAGGAACUCAGACAUUCAGUGAAGACAGACUAAUCAAAGGUACAUGUUUCAUUAAUAUUACUCCCUUAAUUACUAUUAUUGGUACUAGUGCUACGCAUUGUUUUAUUGUUGUUGAUUGUGUGAAAAAGUUGGGUCUUGUGUUGUCUUCUAUGAAUGGAGAUAUGGUCAUCCAUAUUCCAGCUAAGGGGUCAGUGACUACUUAUCUAGUGUGUUGGAAGUGUCCUUUAUCUAUCUUUGGCAGAGACUUUGUUGUUGAUUUGGUUUGUCUGUCGUUGAGUGGAUUGGAUUUGAUCUUGGGUAUGAAAUGGUUGGCAUAUAACUAUGUUAUAUUAAUGGUUAAAUAUGUGCGGUAUUAUACUCAUGUAGAAGAGGUGGAAAUAGGUUUAUUAUCUGCUAGACAAUUGCAGGAAUUGGUGCAAGAUGAAGCGCAUGUAUUUUCGUUGAUGGCGUCGUUAUCUAUUGAGAAUCAGGCUACAAUUGAUGAAUUACAAGCGGUACAUGAAUUUCCUGAAGUUUUUCCCGAUGAGACUCCCGAUGUACCGCCAGAAAGAGAAGUUGAAUUAUCUGAUCUUGUCCCUGGUACUAGACCUAUUUCCAUGGCACCAUACAGGAUGUUAGCAUCUGAGUUGGGAGAGUUGAAGAAGUAA
Molecule: messenger RNA, 1194 nt
Organism: Vicia villosa (hairy vetch)
Lineage: Eukaryota; Viridiplantae; Streptophyta; Magnoliopsida; Fabales; Fabaceae
Exons: 3
Coding region: 1-1194 (397 amino acids)
Molecular function (GO): zinc ion binding; nucleic acid binding
Source: RefSeq, a predicted model, not a curated record